UCAAAAUUCACUCUACCUGUUUCAUAAAAAUCCAAUUUCUUUAUACUUAUAUAUUCGAGAAUAUUAUCGAUCAUAAUCGAAUUGAUCGAAUGACCGUGACAAGAAGUUAUACCCACGUAUACCGGACUACCGUCGAUUAGAUCGUAAACGUUUUAGCGUUGUUACAUGAUGAAGGAAAUAAAAUAUCGAAAGGCGUCGUCGUCGUCAUCAUCGUCGUCGUCGUCGUCGUCGUCGUCGUCGUCGUCGUGUCGUUUGAGAAAGAUAAGCUGACUCUUAGAGUCUCGGUGGAGUUUUUGAAACGUCGAGUGGACGGUACUCGGUCUCGACCAAGGACAGCGAUGUAUUGCAACCGCAGCGAGGUCUCUUGAGCCUUUUUGUUUGCUUCGAGGCUACCUUCAGAACCGUGCCCCGUUCGAACGAAGGGCAAGGAUAACGUUCAUCGUCCUUCAUCGAGAUAAAACAUAGAACUUCUCUUGACACAAGUGGGCUACUUUAAAACAAAGCGAUUGAUUGAUGAUUUUGAUAUGCUAUCGUUUCGAGAGGUUCCACCGACGCAGUCCUCAACGUGUCACCGUUCACGGCCAUUCUAUGUUUCGGCUAGUCGAUCGACCUCUCAGUUUCAGGCAGCGCGCCAACGAGUGGAUAUAUAAGAUGUUAUUCCUCUGGUCGAAGGAACCGGCGGCAGAUCCUAGGACCAGUCCGUGGUUCGCUUGGUUCGCUACCGCGGUAAUACUCUGGCGUUGCAGAAGACGAAUUACAAAAGCUAUUUUGGCAGUAUCACCGUUUAGACUGUUAAAAAGACGGAUGUUGGUUGCGUUACUGAAAGGAAAAACUUCGUCAGUGGUAAUGAAGCCAAUGAGGACAACAACGAUGACGAAUAUGGCGACGACAACGACGACAGCGACGGCGACAACGAUGACGACAAACAAAAUGAAACAGCAACAGUUGCAAUUAAAACAGCAACACGGUAUUUUGUUAGGUCACUAUUGUAAUCGGCAGCUACAACAACUACAAGAACACAAUUGCAAGACUACAACCGGUAUCAAGACUCGGGUAAAACGAUUGUGUACAGGCGAUGGUCCACACGUCUCGCCAUCCUCGUCCUCGACCCAAACGAAUCAUCAGAUCAAUUAUAGAGUAACCAGAAGCGGCAGAAUUUAUGGGAAAUAUCAUAACAGAAUUGUUUCGACGGAACUUCGAUGAUCAGAACGAUCAUUGAUCAUUUUCUUGUUCGUUCGUUUACUUUCUUCCUCAUCGUAGUUUCUCCUUAACGUGCUAAUCGUCAACAUAUAUGUGUACAUAUAAAGCGUAUCACUAUUCUCUUAAGCUUGUGUAAUCCUUUGUUUGAAACUAUAAGAAUUGCUAAACACCGAUUAUGAAUAUAA
Messenger RNA from Vespa crabro (European hornet), 1385 nucleotides. RefSeq lists its product as uncharacterized. Bases 514 to 1203 code for a protein of 229 amino acids. The record is from RefSeq and is a predicted model, not a curated record. The transcript has 4 exons. Lineage: Eukaryota; Metazoa; Arthropoda; Insecta; Hymenoptera; Vespidae.